Messenger RNA from Cokeromyces recurvatus, 299 nucleotides. RefSeq lists its product as uncharacterized. Bases 6 to 176 code for a protein of 56 amino acids. The transcript is spliced from 3 exons. The record is from RefSeq and is a predicted model, not a curated record. Lineage: Eukaryota; Fungi; Mucoromycota; Mucoromycetes; Mucorales; Mucoraceae.
UGGCUAUGGUGAACCACAACAACAACAAAGCUAUGGUUAUGGUGAGCCACAACAACGACAAAGCUAUGGUUAUGGUGAGCCACAACAACAACAGCAGCAUAACUAUGGUUAUGGACAAGCAGAGCAAUCCUACUACGGUUAUCAAAAGCCUGAUAUCUCUCAAGCUGCAAGAUUAGCUAAGCAACAUGCUCAACAAGAUGAUGAUGAUGAUGAUGAUGAUAAGGAAAAUCUUUUUAGCUCUAUUCUUAGCAAGGUCUUCGACAGAGAUGAUGACGAUGCUCCACAAAAGCAACAAAUGA